This is a messenger RNA of Spirodela intermedia, 1179 nucleotides long. Lineage: Eukaryota; Viridiplantae; Streptophyta; Magnoliopsida; Alismatales; Araceae. The record is from the annotation of a GenBank genome assembly.
AUGGCGGCGCUGCCACGAGCUCUGCUACGGCUACUGCUCGGGCUUCUCCUCCUGGUCACCCCCUUGCCGUCGUCCUCCUCUUCUCUGGGCAUCAACUACGGGCAGGUGGCCAACAAUCUCCCGUCGCCGGAGGCCGUCAUCCCGCUCCUCCGGUCCAUCGGCGUCUCCCGGGUCAAGAUCUACGACGCAGACCCCACGGUGCUCCACGCCUUCGCCGGCAGCGGGGUUGAGUUCGUUGUGGGGCUCGCCGACGAGUGCGUCGUCAAGGUCCGCGACGCCGGCGAGGCCCUCACCUGGGUGAAGACCAACAUCGCCCCCUUCGUGGCCCACACCAAGAUCUCCGCCAUCACCGUGGGGAACGAGGUGCUCACCGGCAACAACAGCGGUCUCAUCCACAGCCUGCUGCCGGCAAUGCAGAGCAUCCACUCGGCGCUGGCGGCCUGUGGGCUCGACCAGCAGGUGGCGGUGACCACCCCUCAUUCGCUGGCCGUGCUGGAGACCUCCUAUCCGCCGUCGGCGGGGGCAUUCCGCAAGGACCUCGCUCCUUACAUCUGCGAGAUCCUCUACUUUUUGGAGAAGACGGGGGCCCCCUUCCUCAUCAACGCCUACCCGUUCUUCGCCUACAAGGCCGACCCCAAGCGGGUCUCGCUGGACUACGUGCUCUUCCAGCCCAACGCCGGCGUGCUGGACCCCGCCACGGGGCUGCGCUACGGCAACAUGCUGCACGCGCAGGUGGACGCCGUCCACACGGCCAUCGACCGGCUGAUGGGGAAGGGGAAGGGCUUCGAGGUUAAGGUGUCGGAGACGGGGUGGCCCUCCAAUGGCGACUCCGGCGAGACCGGCGCGACGGCGGAGAACGCCAAAAAGUACAACAGCAACCUGGCCCGGUUGGUCUCGCAGAAGAUGGGGACCCCCCUGAGGCCCAAUUCAACGCUGCAGGUCUACAUCUUCGCCCUCUUCAACGAGAACAUGAAGCCCGGCCCCGGGUCGGAGAGGAACUACGGCCUGUUCAAGCCGGAUGGCACGCCGGCGUACGAUAUUGGGAUAAGGACGUCCGCCACCAAGGGCGGCGGCAGCGGCGAGGGGGACGGCGGCGCAGCGGCGGGAGGAGACGGGGGAGCCUAUCCCAGCAGCUCUUCUGGGUUCUAUGCCAUCUCUGCUGCGACGAAGGUAGAGUGA